Acaulospora morrowiae is the source of this 1287-nucleotide messenger RNA. Lineage: Eukaryota; Fungi; Glomeromycota; Glomeromycetes; Diversisporales; Acaulosporaceae. The record is from the annotation of a GenBank genome assembly.
AUGCCAACCUACUCCACAAUAACUAUCCUUCACAUGACACUUCAAAUCAUCAGUUCACUCCUCCUUAUUAUAUUGCUGUACUCUGUCAUCACUUCAAAGCAUCACUUCACGAAAUGGACUCUCUUCCAAUUGUGCAUAGCGGCAUUCGUAAACAAUACUAGUAGACUUCUGUACACUUUAAUACACGGAAAUAACGAUUAUUUCGACAAGUCACCGACACAACUAACUAUCAGAAUGGUUGGAUCGUUUAUGUUCUUUCCGCUGAUGGUUUUGCCUUCAGUAUUAGCAUUCUACUUGUGGUAUGCUUUGGUCAAAGGAGAUAUGACGAUCGAAAAAAGAUGUAUUUAUUAUGUUUCAGCUGUGACUUGGAUGUAUGCAGCAAUGCACAUUCUCGUCUCGCUCGUGGGUAUAUUAGGACGAAAGAUUGUUAGCGAAGAGGUUAAAAAUUAUGCAUACUUAAUACCCAUCAUGGUGGUGACCCUGUUCGCCUUGGCAAUUUCAUGUCAUUCGUGUUUAAUAUUAUGGAGAAGGUGGCGUAACCAUAACUUUCGUCAAAACAGAACUACCGCCAUAAAACUUGGAUAUGCUACGAGACUGUUCGCCUUCAGUUUCGUGUACAUUGUGAUCCUUUUAUCCAAAUCCGUUUCGCUAAUACUUAAUCUUAAUUUUUUUGUACAUUACGAAAAAUCCCUGGGAGCUUUGGCUUUUAUUUCUGACUUUGUAUCGGCUUCAGGAGGAGUGCUCCUGUUCUCGGUUUUCGGUUCAAGUAAAAGGGCAGCGAUAUUUCUACCAUGCUGCUACUAUGCUCCACCGUCUUCACCAGUACCACUUCCAUUAUUCAACGGCGAACACAUUGCUACUGUGAACGAUAAAAUAACAAUUGCAAGGGUAGUGAAUUAUGUUCCAACACUGCAAACAAUAGAUAAGUGUGAUCUUAGACGUUUUAAAUCCAUAAAAGAUCGUAAAACUGCAGAGGGUGAACAUGAAAAUACCUCGGUUGAGCCGAAGUCUUCAACGAUGGUUGGGGAUUUUAAAAGGAAAGCUGACAAAGGUCAUAAGAUCGUUAAGAGCGAUAGCAGAAAUUCCUUGAUCGUGACAAUAUCGUCGUCAACAACAGAACAUUCUGAAAGUGAGAUAACUAAUGUUGAUAAUGCUGAUGGUACAUUGAGAUGUCCAGAACCCGUCAAAAAGAUGUGUGAUAUUCGAAAUAUCAUGAUUGUGGGUGACGAGAAUAUUGAUAUUUCUACAGAUGACGAUUACAGUUUCAUAAAUUUUUAUCUUUAUUAA